Messenger RNA from Budorcas taxicolor (takin), 2466 nucleotides. Its product is annotated as protocadherin alpha-6-like. Gene Ontology annotation, molecular function: calcium ion binding. Gene Ontology annotation, cellular component: plasma membrane. The transcript has a single exon. NCBI's taxonomy places the organism in Eukaryota, Metazoa, Chordata, Mammalia, Artiodactyla, Bovidae. Gene Ontology annotation, biological process: homophilic cell-cell adhesion. Bases 1 to 2466 code for a protein of 821 amino acids. The record is from RefSeq and is a predicted model, not a curated record.
AUGCCUAGACAAGAUUUCCUGAUGGAAAUAAACCAGCAGGUAUUUGAAAUGGUUAUUACACCUGAAGGUCGACUGAGAUCCCGGUGUUUGUUGCUCUCAUUUCUUCUUCUUGCAGCCUGGGAAGCAGGGAACGGCCAGGUCCACUACUCGGUCCCGGAGGAGGCCAAACAUGGCACCUUCGUGGGUCGCAUUGCCCACGACCUGGGACUGGAGCUGGCGGAACUGGUUCCCCGCCUGUUUCGGGUGGCAUCCAAAGGCCGCGGGGACCUUCUGGAGAUAAAUCUGCAGAAUGGCAUUUUGUUUGUGAAUUCUCGGAUCGACCGGGAAGAGCUGUGCGGACGGAGCGCGGAAUGCAGCAUCCACUUGGAGGUGAUCGUGGACCGGCCGCUGCAGGUGUUCCAUGUGGAGGUGGAGGUUAAAGACGUUAACGACAACCCGCCUGUGUUCCCGGUAAAGGAACAAAGAGUGUUGAUUUACGAAUCUAGGCUGCCAGAUUCUUUUUUUCCACUAGAGGGCGCAUCGGAUGCAGAUGUGGGGUCAAAUUCUAUCUUAACCUACAGACUCACUUCCAACGAAAAUUUCGCACUGGAUGUGAAAACAAACAGUGAUGACAGUACACAAAUUGGGCUCGUGUUAAGGAAAUCCUUGGACAGAGAGGAAGUGCCCGAACAUAACUUACUCCUCAUGGCGACUGACCAAGGCAAACCUGAGCUCACUGGCACUGUUAAGCUGCUGAUUACCGUACUGGAUGUGAAUGACAAUGCUCCCAAUUUUGGACAAUCUGAAUAUGAAGUAAAGAUCUUUGAAAACUCAGAUAACGGAACAACCGUUAUCCGAGUGAAUGCUUCUGAUAGGGAUGAAGGAGCGAAUGGGGAAAUAUCAUAUUCUUUUAAUAAUCUUGUUCCAGCCACUGUUAGUAACCAGUUUAGAAUAGAUGCGAAUACUGGCGAAAUAGUUAUUCAAGGGAACUUAGAUUAUGAAAAUAUGAAUUUAUACAAAAUCCGUAUUGAAGCGACGGACAAAGGCCAUCCUCCCAUGGCUGGUCAUUGCACCGUUUUAGUGAAAGUCUUGGAUAAAAAUGAUAAUGUCCCUCAGAUUGCAUUGACUUCCUUAUCCUUGCCCGUCCAAGAGGAUGCUCAAUUCGGUACUGUCAUAGCCCUAAUUAGCGUGUCCGAUCUGGACUCAGGUCCCAAUGGGCAGGUGACCUGCUCUCUGACGCCCUAUGUUCCCUUCAAACUGGUGUCCACCUUCAAGAAUUACUAUUCACUAGUGCUGGAUAGCACCUUGGACCGAGAAAACGUGGCGAACUAUGAAGUGGUUGUGACCGCAAGGGACGGGGGUUCGCCUUCGCUGUCGGCAACGGCCAGCAUGUCCGUGGAGGUGGCCGACGUGAACGACAACGCGCCCACGUUCCCGCAGCCCGAGUACACGGUGUUCGUGAAGGAGAACAACCCGCCCGGCUGCCACAUCUUCACCGUGUCGGCGCGAGACGCGGACGCGCGGGAGAACGCGCUGGUAUCCUACUCGCUGGUGGAGCGGCGGGUGGGCGAGCGCGCGCUGUCGAGCUAUCUAUCGGUGCACGCGGAGAGCGGCAAGGUGUACGCGCUGCAGCCGCUGGACCACGAGGAGCUGGAGCUGCUGCAGUUCCAGGUGAGCGCUCGCGAUGCGGGCGUGCCGCCCCUGGGCAGCAACGUGACCCUGCAGGUGUUCGUGCUGGAUGAGAACGACAACGCGCCUGCGCUACUGCCGCCCGGGCCAGGUGGAGGACCCAGCGCGCUGAGCCAGGUGGUGUCGAGGUCCGUGGGCGCGGGCCACGUGGUGGCGAAGGUGCGCGCGGUGGACGCCGACUCGGGCUACAACGCGUGGCUGUCGUACGAGCUGCAGCCGGCGGCGGGCGGCGCACGCAGCCCGUUCCGCGUGGGGCUGUACACCGGCGAGAUCAGCACGACGCGCGCCCUGGACGAGGCGGACGCGCCGCGCCAGCGCCUGCUGGUGCUGGUGAAAGACCACGGCGAGCCGGCGCUGACGGCCACGGCCACUGUGCUGCUGUCGCUGGAGGACAGCGGCCAGGCGCCCAAGGCCUCUUCACGGGCAUUGUCUGGCGCCUCUGAAGCGGAGGCCGUUCUGGUGGAUGUGAACGUGUACCUGAUCAUCGCCAUCUGCGCGGUGUCCAGCCUUUUGGUGCUCACGCUGCUGCUGUACACGGCGCUGCGGUGCUCGGCGCCGCCCAGCGAGGGCGCGUGCGGGCCCGUGAAGCCCAGGCUGGUGUGCUCCAGCGCGGUGGGGAGCUGGUCUUAUUCGCGGGAGAGGCGGCAGAGGGUGUGCUCUGAAGAGGGGCCGCCCAAAACCGACCUCAUGGCCUUCAGCCCCAGCCUACCAGCCUGUCCAGUAGUGGCGGAUAUCGGCGAGCAUCAGGAUUUAAAGGAUGAUAGUCUUUCCAAAGUAAGUCUGAGUUUUCAUAAUUAA